Molecule: messenger RNA, 4158 nt
Organism: Peronospora matthiolae
Lineage: Eukaryota; Oomycota; Peronosporomycetes; Peronosporales; Peronosporaceae
Source: the annotation of a GenBank genome assembly
AUGGCAUGGCAGCUCGAUGAGCAGGAAGCUGCUCGACGCCAGCGCGCGCUUCUACAGCAGCAGCAACAGGAGGAAGAAGAGACGCAACGGCUGCGUGUAGGUGUACGUCAAGCAAAAGGAGCUCCUGGCUGGGUAGACGUGUGUACGGACCGGAGCUUCGUCGAGCGCAGUCGUCGACGUAAAGCCGGCGGCGCUUUGAAGGCUCAAGAGCGCUAUUUACGCUGUGACGUGCACUGUGGCGUGGCUUCCUGUACUACGUGUCGCUCUAAGCGUGCACUGCUUCCUAUUCACGUGCUACCGAGAGUGGAAGGAGGAGAAUACGUGGUGCCUGAUGCAUUUAGUCUCAUGCAGUGUCUGGAUCUGAUGGAGCAAGAAGGCACAACUUUUGGUCAAGUUGCCCCACGUUUGUGGGUGAUUGAAAGUGUCCUGCAAGCUGCUAUGAGGAUGGGGUCAAGUGGCGAUACUGCCAGACUGAAAAGAGUUUUUCGAGGUGAUGGUCUGAAAGGCUUGGACAACACUGGACGGUGGACUGGACGGUUCUAUGUCUUCCCAGAUCAAUACCAUGUCGAGACUUUUGUAGAAGCUUCAGCUAUGAAUAAAGGCACGAAGCAGUUGGCGGGAGAAGAUCGGGCGUUGCUUAAAACAGUCGAGUGGUUCGUGACGAAGAAUCACCUUCCGCCAGGUGCACAAGUGGUGGUCAUGACGAAAGAUGUCAAUGCUCCUACUUGUGUACAAUUGGCGGCUUUGACGAACGCCCGUGCUAUCAACUGUGCAGGUUUCUUGAAAGAGAGACUGGUGGAAGGCUCGAUGGAAAUGCUGUCCUUGGUAGAGCUGUCGUGGACAACGGCCGAAACGCUGGAUUUUGAAGAAACUCAACGCGAACUGAAUGAGAACGGCAAUCGAGACUCGUCAAAAACUGAGUAUUCACCGCAUGUACGACCCGCUCUGCUAGAUGAGCUGCUAACGUGCGCUUCUUCGAGAUUCGUAGCUGGAAAACUCGAAGUGAGCGCUUAUAACCCAUUGGAAGCAUACGUAAUUGUCGAUGGACCACACGCGGUUGAGAAGGUUUUUCUACCUGGACGCGCUGCAAUGAACCGUGGCAUCCACGGAGAUCGCGUAGCGGUGGGAAUACUUCCUAGGGUACAUUGGUGCGCACCAAAGAGCGACCGGUUCUUAGUACACUACGCGCAAGACGAAAAGGACGACGAGAAGGAAAACGAAGGCGAACUGGAGAGUAUCGAUUUUGAGCAGGGUCGGCAUAAGUCUGGGCUGAUCCCAACAGGCCAAGUUGUGGGCAUUCUGAGUCGCGCAACAAAGUAUCAUGUAGCUACUAUUAUUUCUUCAACUGUAAGUGCAGGAAAUGACCAUGCGCUAGCUGUACCGAUGGAUCACCGAUUACCUAAGAUCCGUGUGCGCUCUCAGCGAUUAGAUGCGCUGCUCGACAAGCGUCUCAAGGUCGUGAUUGAUAGCUGGGCUGCUGACAGUUCGCAUCCGAGUGGACACUACGUUGAAAUUCUUGGUGCUUCUGGAAGUUUGCAACCGGAACUCAGCGCAAUACUCAUAGACAACGAGGUCGAGGAGGCACCGUUUAGUGAAGCGGCAUUAGCUUGUCUCCCGUCGGGUGAUGAGUGCCCGAUUGAUAUCGAAGGUGAUUGCGUGGCUGAGUGCUCGACAGCGAAACGACCAGCCCGGUGCAAGCUGCUCAACUGGAAAGUUCCCGACGAAGAGGUUCCGCGACGUCGGGAUCUGCGCGAAACGCACCGCGUUUUCAGCGUAGACCCGCCUGGUUGUCAGGACAUAGAUGACGCCAUGUCGGUUCGACGCUUGCCAAAUGGGAAUGUGGAGCUUGCUGUACACAUUGCAGACGUUUCUUACUUUGUUGAACACGGUUCAGCGUUGGACUCCGAAGGCAGGCGUCGUGGUACAACCGUGUAUUUGGUAGGCCAGCGGCUUGACAUGCUUCCAUCUGUGCUGAGUGCGGACUUGUGCUCGCUUCAUGAGAACCGAGACCGUUUGGCGGUGAGUGUCAUAUGCGAGCUAGAUGGUGAGACUCACGAUGUCGUGGAGAAUUCAGCGUGGUUUGGGCGCACUAUCAUUCGCAGUUGCUCGUCAAUGACGUACCAGCAGGCCCAUCACUUGCUUCAGGGUACAGAUGCCGAUGUUGAUGAUUCGGCAUCGGCCGAGCACGUCGAAGGUGUUGCAGGAGGUCGCAUACCACUCGAGCUCCAACAACAAAUUCGAGAAGACCUUCGCAUUAUUACUGAUAUUGGCCGUCGGCUAGGCCGCGUGCGUGGAUCGCAAGGUAGAUUGGAUUUGUCGAAGCAGGAGGAAGUACAGUUCUCUUUAGACGUGUCAGAGUUAGGCACAAAAGACGUGGAAAUCACGGUGAAGGAGAACCUAGAGAUACACGGCACGAUCGCCGAGUUGAUGAUAUUCGCGAACGCGACUGUAGCUCGCAGGCUUGUAGAGCACUUCCCAACUCACGCGCUAUUACGCAGACAUCCGCCACCGUCAGGAGACCGGUUUACGCAACUCGUUCAACUUGCUAAUGCACGUGGCGUCGUCAUUGACGCUACAAACAAUUUCACGCUGCAGCAGUCACUCGCGGUAGCCGAACGCUCGGAUCGCAUGGACUCAAAGGCAAUAUCACUUUUAAAAUCCCUUGCGGUGCGUGUAAUGACUGAGGCUGAAUACGUGAGCUCCGGGGCGGUAGUAGCCGGAGACACGGCAACAGCGAACGGUGACGUGACACCGUUUGCCCAUUAUGGUCUCGGAUUGCAACACUACACGCAUUUUACGUCGCCGAUCCGCCGUUAUGCCGAUGUCAUCGUGCACCGCCAGCUGUUAGCGUCGAUUGCAGCGUCCAACGCUUCUCCGAGCACGAUGUUUCAGCCUUCCGUGGACAAAGCAUCAGCUCCAUUGGUGCUGCCAAAAUCUCUUGUCCCAUCGGUACUAGAAAGUGCUGAAGACGAAGACUUCCUCGAUGAUCUCAUUUCGUCGGUUGACCAUCAACUUCAAGUAAAAGCUCUUCCGUCAGUUGACCAUCAACUUCAAGUAAAAGCUCUUCCGUCAGCUCAAGCAUGUGCACGUGACAACGCGAUCAUGGGUGAAGGUGAUCUAUUUCCGCCGAAAGAGCUGGUGCCACUUGUUCACCACCUCAACAAGAAAAACCGACAAGCGAAGCUUGCCGCACGUGCUUGUGAUGCGCUAUUCCUGGCUUUGUACUUCAGCAGCCACACAGUGAAGGUACCAGCGAUUAUCACGGCUUUCAAAGAGAACGGGCUGAUUGUCUACGUCCCGAGAUAUGAUCUACGUGCUCCGGUGUAUUUGUGUGAUAAAUGGGAAGAUGUGCAAAUGAACCCCGAGUUGCUCGGUGUACAUAUCGAGGACACCAAACCAGCCACAGAAGCAUUCGCUGGACUUGAGUGCAUUCGAACAAUCCCAUACGCGCAGCUCAGAUUGGACAGUAGCAGUGAGCACAUGAGCCUCGAAGUGGUGGUUGGUGGUAAAGGCACAGUGUUUCGCAUUCUGGAUGAGGUGGAAGUCCAGGUGUCAUGCGAUCCCACGGCUUCUACAGCUCGAGUACCACAUCUCCAGCUUCUCCUUGUUGAACGGGGAAGUGCUAUGAACAAAAGCCAUGCUGCGACGUCGCUAUCAGAGCUCCAGCGCGUUGUUCAAACCAAGAGCAGCAAUGCUACUGCUCGCCCGAAUUCUGCUGUGAAAGUCACGAUGUUCGAGCCCAGCGCAGGUGCUGAACAGCAUUCGGGAUCGAAUCUGUACCAGCUUCUAUUGAAUGCUCCUGACCUCUCUCAUCCAUCGGUGAAGAAGUUAGCUCGGCGCAAGCCGAUGCCGGAAGCCGAAGACAACAAAGAGAAGAAAUCUGGUAUCGAGCGCAGAGGUCCUGGCCGUCUGGUCUUUGGAAACUUCUCAACGAGCUCGCGUCGUCACUACCAACACAAGCUUGCACAAUAUAUGGACGAGCGCACAGAGGCGCGCGAAGAGGGACUCAGCAUCCAGCGCUUCGCUACUGGCUCCUCUGCGAUGACCUCGGCUCAGGAAGCCCGACGUGCUGAGCGCGAAGCACUCAAUCGCACGCAAAAGUUAGCUGCCGAAAAGCGACACGAUCGAAUCAACCGACGCAACAAGGCUGGCAAGUAA